AUGAACGAAGACGGUUUGGUGAAGGCCAUCGAAAGUCUCAGAGGAGAUGUAAGCGAAACCCGAAAGAACCAGCAGCCGCAUAUCUAUAUCCGUGUGGAUGUUCGAGACAGCACCUCCGUGAAUAGAUGGAUUGGCUGCACCGUUGAACAACUGGGUAGGCUUGAUGGUGCCGUUAACUUUGCUGGUGUAGCCAAAAAGGUCAAUGUAAUUGAUGAGACAGACGAAAGCUGGGCCGUCCAGAUGGACGUAAACGCGAAAGGCAUCGUUUUCUGCAUACGAGUCCAGUUGAAGCACACGGAGAAAGGAGAAGGUAUUGUCUCUGCAGCAAGCGUGAACGGCCAGGUGGGAUGGGAGCCCUUGGGGUCAUACUGCGCCAGUAAGCAUGCCAUCAUAGGGUUGAGCAGGUGCGCAGCGAAAGAGAGCCCGCAUAUUCGGGUGAACUGUAUUGCUCCAGGUCAGUCAUACACUCAGCCAUCCCCGGGGCUAGCACCAUGCCGUCUUCCUAGGAUUCAUGGAAGCUUAAUUUUGAUUGCUCGCCAAGCGCAAAAAAGCGAGUGUGAUCCUCUCGAAGUGGCGAAUGUUAUUGCGUUUCUCCUGGGUGAUGAGGCUAGCUUCAUCACAGGUGCGGUCUGGAAUGUAGAUGACGGCUAUAACUGUUGA
Exophiala aquamarina CBS 119918 is the source of this 660-nucleotide messenger RNA. RefSeq lists its product as uncharacterized. NCBI's taxonomy places the organism in Eukaryota, Fungi, Ascomycota, Eurotiomycetes, Chaetothyriales, Herpotrichiellaceae. The transcript is spliced from 3 exons. Gene Ontology annotation, molecular function: oxidoreductase activity. The record is from RefSeq and is a predicted model, not a curated record. The coding region runs from base 1 to 660 and encodes 219 amino acids.